AUGCCUGCACUGCUUAUAGCAAUACUCCUGCUCGCCGUAUCGCUGGCAAGAGGAGCACCCAACACGACGGGAAUUGACACUGUGGACAAUUACUGUUCAAGGCUGUAUCACCAGUCAACAGUGAAGAAUAAGACUCUGUACAUCAACGGAGGAUUGGAGAUCUUCGUGGCGAAAAACAACAACGGAACGGCAGAAGGCGCUCGAGUGCUUGGAUAUAACACCGGCUUGAUCGAGGUCGACCUGACGUCUUCCUGGGACUGGAAACAGAAUAUCUCGAUCCGGGCUGUCUCGAAGAAACCGAAUCCCAGAACUGGUCCAGAUCCGCCCGUGGUUGUUCGCGGUGCACUGUAUGCGGGAGGGCCAUCGGACUCGAGCAUUUACCAAUAUGGCGGAACAGUCUCAUAUACGAACACGAGUUUUCCUGGGUUCCAAAAACCAACUUCGUCGCAGUAUGCGCUUUGGUCGUACAACACCAGCAAUGGCUCUUGGGAUCAAUUUGACGUCACACUGGGCGCCGAGUACCGGCCUGCAGGAGGAGCGUAUGGCGAGGCUCCAGACCAGGAAUUGGCAUUCUAUCUCAACGGAUACAUCAACAACGGGACAUCGAAUGACCUGGAGGACUCGGACGACCUUCUCCGCUACCUGGAUGGUUUGAUUGUCAUUGAUACCCACACGCAGAUGGCGACGAACAUAUCGACGAGCUCACUGGCAAAUUUUCCACGAGUCAAGGGUGGCAUGGUCUACAUCCCUGGGAUAGGACCCAAAGGCAUAUUGGUCGCAGUGGGCGGUGUCACCAAGCCAGCGAAUGACGGUAGCGCGUCCAAUGAGGGAACAUACGUGCCAUUCGACGAGAUCGAUAUCUUCGACAUCUCGUCCGUUUUCGAGGGCGACGAUAACGGCAUCUGGUAUGCACAGAAGGCGUCAGGGGAUAUACCGGACGGACGGACGGACUUUUGCUUGGUCGCUGUCUCUGCAAAGGAUAAUUCUAGCCACAAUAUAUACAUGUACGGAGGCAAGGGCGCAAACGAGUUAUACGACGAGAUAUACGUGCUUUCUAUCCCGUCCUUCACAUGGACGAAAAUCUCCGAGGGAAAGUUGCCACGUUACGGGCACACCUGUCACCUGGUAGCCAACCGACAGAUGUUGACAGUGGGAGGAGCGUUGUCUGACGAUCUCUCUACCUGCGACUGGGAAUACAGAGGCGUCGCCAUCUACGACAUGUCGACAUCGACAUGGGGCAGUGUAUAUGAUGCGUUUGCUGCAGAUUACGCGGUCCCUGCAAAAGUUUAUCAAGUGAUCGGUGGAGGGCCCAACGGAAACGCAACCAAGAAGACACCAUCGGAUGGGUUCAGUACACCCGAACUCGCCAGCUUCUUCUACCCGCCCGCGAACAACGACAGCGCAAGUGCCCAGCAGUCAGCGCCGACCAAGCUCAGUAAAGGUGCUAUCGCUGGCAUUGCCAUCGGCUCUGUGGCAGGCGCAGCCAUCCUCUCCGCAGCGCUACUCUACAUCCGUCAGCGGCAACAAGCAGCAGCCGAAGCCCGGCGAGCUGCCGAAGCCGAAGAGGCAGAGAAGGAGAUAUUCACGGAAACAGCCUGGAGGAACAACGGCGACCGAGUCGAGCUCGGAAGCUCGGAAGCUCGGCGAAUAGAUAGACUAGGGUGUUAG
Messenger RNA from Aspergillus fischeri NRRL 181, 1668 nucleotides. RefSeq names its product putative cell wall anchored protein. Bases 1 to 1668 code for a protein of 555 amino acids. NCBI's taxonomy places the organism in Eukaryota, Fungi, Ascomycota, Eurotiomycetes, Eurotiales, Aspergillaceae. The transcript has 4 exons. The record is from RefSeq and is a predicted model, not a curated record. Gene Ontology annotation, molecular function: protein binding.